Molecule: messenger RNA, 1968 nt
Organism: Syzygium oleosum
Lineage: Eukaryota; Viridiplantae; Streptophyta; Magnoliopsida; Myrtales; Myrtaceae
Product: tyrosine N-monooxygenase-like
Exons: 2
Coding region: 111-1706 (531 amino acids)
Molecular function (GO): oxidoreductase activity, acting on paired donors, with incorporation or reduction of molecular oxygen; monooxygenase activity; heme binding
Source: RefSeq, a predicted model, not a curated record
AACUCUCCCUUUUUCUUCUUCACAGCAAAACCCUAGUGGUCGAAAACCUCCACAGGCAAACAUACAUAGAGAAAUUGCCAUCGACAAACCCUCCGACUGCCGCAACCACAAUGAGCUCCGCCACCCCAGCCACCAUUUAUGCCCUACUUCUCUUGGCACUCAUCGCUUUAUCUAAUAUUGUGAAACAACAGUUUCGUUACAAAACCAUCAGAAACAAACAUAAUCCAUUCCCACUCCCUCCGGGCCCUGCCCCAUGGCCGGUGGUCGGUUGUGCCCUGGGCAUGCUUCGCAACAAGCCUGCGUUCCGGUGGAUCCAUCGCCUGAUGAAGGAGAUGGACACCGAGAUAGCAUGCAUCCGUCUAGGGAGCACGCACAUCAUUCCAGUCACCAGUCCAAGGAUCGCCCAAGAAUUCCUCAGGAAACUGGACUCGUCGUUCGCCUCAAGGCCGGUUUCGAUGGCAUCCAGCACAUUAAGCAGCGUCUACUUGACGGCAGUCCUCUCGCCCUACGGGGAGCAAUGGAAGAAGAUGAGACGGGUCUUGGUAUCGGAGGUAGUGUGCCCAGCACGGCACAAGUGGCUUCACGACAAGAGAGCAGCGGAAGCCGAUAACCUAGUGAGGUAUGUCUUUAACCUAUGCAAAACCUCAGGUCAUCAAGUGAACUUGAGAACCACUACGAGGCACUAUUGUGGGAAUGUGAUAAGGAGGUUGAUGUUCAACAAGAGAUACUUUGCCAAGGGAAGGCAAGAUGGAGGACCAACCAUUGAUGAAGAACAACACGUGGAUGCAAUAUUCAAUGCACUGCUCUAUCUCUAUGCAUUUUGUGUUUCUGAUUACUUUCCAUUCUUGGUGGGGCUUGACCUUGAUGGGCAUGAGAAGGAAGUAAAAGAUAGUGCGAGGACUCUUAGGAGGUUACAUGAACCCAUAAUAAGCGAGAGGAUCAAACGAUGGAGGGACAAUUUGAGUUCAGAGAGUAAUGAAAAAGAGCCUCAAGACUUAUUGGAUGUUCUAAUAAUGCUUAAAGACUCGAAAGGGAUGCCAUUGCUGAUGCCACAAGAAAUUCAAGCCAUAACCACGGAGAUUAUUCUUGCUGCGGUGGACAAUCCAUCAAACGCUGUCGAAUGGGCAAUGGCGGAGAUGAUAAAUCAGCCAGAGCUCCUUCACAAAGCCACAGAAGAAAUAGAUAGAGUUGUGGGUAAGGAGAGGUUAGUCCAAGAAUCCGACAUCCCCCAGCUCAACUACAUUAAAGCAUGUGCUCGGGAAGCUUUUAGGCUCCACCCGAUCGCGCCCUUCAACGUUCCACAUGUAGCCUUGUCGGACACCGUGGUGGCCGGCUAUCACAUCCCCAAGGGUAGCCAUGUCCUUUUGAGCCGGGUCGGCCUCGGAAGAAACCCCGAGAUUUGGGACGAACCCCUUAAGUUCAAGCCAGACCGACACACUAUGAGUGACCAAGUAGAGGUCGUGCUCACAGAACCUGAACUGCGGUUCAUUUCUUUUAGUACUGGCCGACGCGGGUGCAUUGCCGCCACGCUCGGGACAACAAUGACCGUGAUGCUCCUCGCUAGGUUAAUCCAAGGGUUCAGUUGGAGUAAACCGUCCAAUUUGUCGAGCAUCAACCUUGCCGAGUCAAGAAAUGACCUGUUCCUCGCCGAACCACUAGUAGCUCAAGCGGAGCUGCGCUUGCCAAGUCAUCUCUAUCUUGCAUAGAUACAAGUGCAAAGUCAUGGUGGUGUAGAUGUAUUAUAUGCAUAAUCGAUAUUAAUAAAAUAAUCCAGAUGUCCAUUAGAUAAAAGCCAGACACCCCAAAUAAGAGUGAAUCACGGGCUCAUACUGGAGUCAUAUUCUGACGUAGUGAUGCAUAAAUUCUGUGUCUUCAAUAUAAUCUCCACCUCUUGAAAUAGAGUAAGUCCAACAGUUGUAUGUGUGUUAUUACAACUAUAUAUGAAGUUGUUUGGAGCAAUUGCUAUUA